Molecule: messenger RNA, 1071 nt
Organism: Fulvia fulva
Lineage: Eukaryota; Fungi; Ascomycota; Dothideomycetes; Mycosphaerellales; Mycosphaerellaceae
Product: Ergothioneine biosynthesis protein 1
Exons: 1
Coding region: 1-1071 (356 amino acids)
Molecular function (GO): methyltransferase activity
Source: RefSeq, a predicted model, not a curated record
AUGCAGUACAUAGGGAAGCAUCCAUUCCCGAUAGCAAGCUGGCCGCUCGCAAGAAGCAAGUCUGGAAAGUACAGCACCGACAUUAAGGACAUUCGGCCAGGAGGCCAGCGAUUCGAUCCUGCGAAGCCACUGCGCGAUGGUCUCCGCAAACCAGACGGAAAUGGCCAACGCUCUUUCGACAAAUUGUUUUUACGGGGUCAGCAAGGCAACAAGGAUUUCGAUCAGAACAUCGACUCCCCCGACUCCCACUUACAAGACGCCGAGAUCGAACUUCUGCCAUCACACAGCGCAGAACUAGCAGAAACACUACCCGCAGGCACGACACUACUGGAACCAGGAAGUAGAAGCCUACGCAGGACCAAUCUCAUCCUACAGGCGAUCGACAGUCAGCACAAGAUUGUAGACUACUACGCCCUCGACCUGGACCAAAAUGAGCUCGAGCAAUUCUUGCGAGAACUAGAUCCCGGUCGCUUCAAGUACAUCCGCUGCCAUGGGCUGAUAGGCACCCACGAUGAUGCUCGCGCUUGGAUAACGAAAUACGAGAACAAGCAACGGCCCAUCAGUGUGCUAUCUCUGGGCUCGGCGAUUGGCAGCAUGGUCCGGAGUGAAGCGAGCAAAUUCUGGCUGGAAUGGAGUGGCGCAUUGCGUAAGAAUGGCGAUCAGCGAGAUUGCCAUAUUAUCAUUGCUAUUGACAGCUGUAAGGGUGGGGGUAAAGUUUCGAAAGCGUUUCGGGACGAGGAAGGACGCAGUGCUCGGUUCACUGCGAAUGUCCUCGACCGCGCGAACAGGCAGCUUGGUAAACAGAUCUUCCAGCAUGAGGACUGGACACAGCAGGGCGAAUGGGAGGCCGAGAGUGGACGACAUUCGCAAUACCUCGUUCCCCAGCGGGACAUCGACUUUGAAGGCACGACUCUCGUGAAAGGCGAAAGGAUUCUCGUAUCUCACAGCCACAGAUACGACGAUGCAGAAAAGCAACGCCUAUGGGAAGAUGUUCAGCUGAAAGAGGUGCGGCGGUAUAUGAAUGCUAAUGAGUCGUAUGGGUUGCAUGUACUCUCUUUGAGAUCGUCGUAG